CGGCGCUGGCCUGGCGUGCGUCACGGCGCUGUGCCGGCGCGCGGGCGGCGCCUGCCGGUGACGCGGGAAGCGGCUGCCUCGGGGCUCGGCUGGGGCUGCAGCGCUGAGGUGGCGGUGGCAGCGCUCGGCGACCCAGCCCGUCAGGCCCGUGCGGGGAGCGCUGGGGCCGGCCCGCGCCCCGAGGCGGUGAGGGAGCUGUGCAGGAGCGGUCGCCGAGCUCCGCUGAGGGCGCAGAGGUGCUUUUGGCCUGGCUGUGUGGGUUGCGGUGAGGUUGAAACUACAAUACUUAGUCUUGUACCUGCAGCGAUGGGUAGAACUUACUUUGUGGAGGAAACUAUUGGGCAGUAUCUUUCAGACCUCAGCACAAAAUUGAAGCCUUAUGUCACUGGCCUGUUAAUAGGACAGUGUUCCCCCCAAAGAGACUACGUAAUUCGUGCAGUUCGAACGCCUCCAAAGGAAGAGCAGAAGGAAGACAUCAGUCCUUCAAAGCUGGCAUCUAUUGAUGAGGAAUGGAUAACCACACAUGCCAAUCAGGUUUCUAGAAUGCUUCCUGGAGGCUUAUUAGUUCUUGGUGUGUUUAUUAUUACAACUCCAGAACUGUCAAAAGAUAGUCAAAAUGCUUUGCGCAAGCUAAUCUUCUCUGUGGAAAAGUCCUUGAAUAAAAGAAGGCUCUGGAAAUCUGCUGAGGAGGAGGUCUGGGAUAGAGCAGCUCUUCAAGUUUGUUCUACUACAAAAAAAAUAGUUUGCCGAACCUAUGAUGUACAAGAUCCAAAGAGUUCAGCUAAACCAGCAGAUUGGAAAUAUCAGAGUGCUCUGUCUACUUCCUGGUUAGCUUUGGACUGCACAGUAAAUGUUAAUAUUCACAUUCCACUUCUUGCUACUUCCCCAAACCAUGACUUGGAGAAGAAUACCAAGAAUGGGUUAAAUCGGUGGUCAAAACAGAUAGAAGACAGUGUUUUUCUAAUCAAUGGACAAGUCAGAGAUGGUGAUACAGAGCUAUUGGAAGGGCAGAAAAAGUUAAGAGGAAAUACUCAGUCCAGCACUCAAUUUUCUGAUGUCAAAGUUCUGACACAGCUGUCCCAGGGUUCAAGUCAUCGAUCAACAGCUACAGUCCAGGUCUGCAGUGGUUCCAUAAAUCUCAAAGGUGCUGUGAAAUGCAAAGCCUACAUACAUAACAACAAGCCAAAAGUUAAAGAAGCUAUUCAGGCUUUGAAGAGAGACAUCAUAAACACAUUGAAUGAUCGCUGUGAAAUCCUAUUUGAAGAUCUCAUUAUAAAUGAAGGCCCUCACAAAAAAAAUCUUGAGAGGGAAUAUCAUGUCUUACCUCAAAGACUGUUUGUCCCUGUUGCUGGGUCCAGCGUGAUGCUCAGUGAUUAUAAGUUUGGUGAUGAGGCUGCUGGAGAGAUUCAGGAACGUUUUGUUGAGCUGUUGGAUCAAUCUGUGCAAGCUGAAGAUAUCCUCGUCGUGGAGGGAAUUAACACAGUUGAUAUUUGUCCGGUUACUGACAACACAGAUGACACACAACAGAAACAACUAACAAAAGCAACUUUGCUGUUGAAACUUCAACAAAAUAUGGGUGUGGUAAUAGCAGUUGCUGUGGCAGUCUUUGCAUCAAUCUUCUCUUUCAAUUACUUCAGUGAUUAAACUCAAGCAACUGGAGCUUCAUGAAAAUAUUGCCAGUAACAAGAUGGAAAUAUCUGGGUUUAAUAUAUUAGUAAUAAAGAAUUGUUGCCUAAAUAUUACCAGUUAGAUGUGCAAUAUAAACUGUAAUGAUAGGUUCGGUUACCUUGUUCCAGCAUGCACUUACUGUGUCAAGUAGAAUCAUGCGGUUACAGUAUCAAGUAGAAGGUGAUUAAAGUUUACAAGAAAUUAACCCUGCUACUCUGUGUAAACAAAUUAUAGUUUUUUUCUGGAAAAGUCUUUUAAACAAAUGUACAACCUUCAGUUUUCUUCCUAAUUGUUGUUUUCGUGCAAAAUGUUUGGUAGGCUAUUGAGAAGGCUCACAGAGUUACCUGAUAUGACAAUUUGUGCUUUAAGGUUGCUUUGCUAAGAGAAAUCUCAUCUUGUUAAAGUUAAUUGGAGUAACAAAAAAAAUAGAUUUAAUGAAGCCAGCAUUUCACCAUAUGCAUUGUUUUAGAUGAUAUGGGUUAAAUAGUGUAGUAGAUAUCCAAAUGGUUUCUAAUGUCUUCAAGAAUAGACCAAUUUAGUCUGUAAAUAUCUUAGUUCAAGACUUCAGAAAUCAAUAAAAUGCAGAGAACUUUUGAGAUGUGUGUGUGCCACUCAGAGAUUCUUGAUAAGGAUUUGUCUGUCUGGUUCUAAUUCAGUCAUCAUUCUCUUGGAAUAUUAACUAUUUCAGCAACACCUACAUCUAGGCAGCCCUUGGGGAUUAUCUUGUAGAUACACACGUGUUGUCAAAAUCGUUUGUUGGUCAGGAUUUUUGGACUAAAAGCAGUUAUCGUUCCAUAAUGUGGGAUUCCUCUGGUAUGUUAGGCUGUAACAUUUUUUACUUGUCACGAGGAGAGUGGAAGGAGGGAAGAAUUCUAAUAAAGUUAACAAAGGUAAUAUAUGAAAUGUGAUGCGUACUUGGAUCUGAGCUACAGUAGAAAGGAAUUCCAGAUUUUAGAGCAUUCUAGUACCAUUGCAUUUUUUUUUGUUUUGUUUUUUAUAAAGGCACAGGAAUACUAAGAAAAAAUAUAAACAAUUUGGUUCUAAAGCAUAUUCAAGGAUGUACUGGGAUACUUAGAAUAAAAGGCAACUAUGAGAAA
Molecule: messenger RNA, 2765 nt
Organism: Colius striatus (speckled mousebird)
Lineage: Eukaryota; Metazoa; Chordata; Aves; Coliiformes; Coliidae
Gene: ODR4
Product: odr-4 GPCR localization factor homolog
Exons: 14
Coding region: 307-1644 (445 amino acids)
Biological process (GO): intracellular protein localization
Cellular component (GO): endomembrane system
Source: RefSeq, a predicted model, not a curated record